AUGUACUGGCGAGCCAGUACAUACGUCCGGUCCGCUGCUGGCGAUAGUGACAGGUUCGGUGUCUCGGUGGGUUUACACCAGGGGUCGGCUUUAAGCCCUUAUCUGUUCCUCCUGGUAAUGGAUGCUUUGACAUUAAACAUACAGGAGGAGGCACCCUGGUGUAUGCUUUAUGCCGAUGACAUCGUGCUUGUCGGGGAGGAUGAAUGCGAGGUACAGAACAGGUUGGAAGAAUGGCGGGUUAAAUUGGAGGGAGCUGGUGUUAAAAUCAGCAGGACCAAAACUGAACAUUUGUUUUGCGAUUUUGGCGGUCCGACCAGCUUCUCUCCAAUCGCCUUAAAUGGUGUGCCUAUACCAACCUGCUCCGACUUUAAGUACCUCUGUUCUCUAGUCCAGUCCGACGGUGGCGUUGACCGAGACGUAAAAAGCCGAAUAAAUGCAGGUUGGAUGAAAUGGCGACAGGUUACUGGUGUGACUUGUGAUCCAAGAAUGCCUCUUAGGCUUAAGGGACAGAUCUACAAGUCCAUCAUAAGACCUGUCAGUUCCGUAGCUGCUCAAAUAGUGAGCACCGCUGAGCUUGAAUCGUUCAAAAAUUCAACCAGUUCCUUGGAAAUGAAGGGACUUGUUCGAAUUAUUCACGCGCCAUUAGCUCAGUUCACACUUUUGCGUGGAGCAUUCGCUCCUUUACUUAGACUAACGCUCACUGUCUUUGAUAAGAAGGGGUUGUAA
Messenger RNA from Papilio polytes (common Mormon), 726 nucleotides. RefSeq lists its product as uncharacterized. Bases 1 to 726 code for a protein of 241 amino acids. The record is from RefSeq and is a predicted model, not a curated record. Lineage: Eukaryota; Metazoa; Arthropoda; Insecta; Lepidoptera; Papilionidae. The transcript is spliced from 2 exons.